Messenger RNA from Aegilops tauschii subsp. strangulata, 4692 nucleotides. The record is from RefSeq and is a predicted model, not a curated record. Lineage: Eukaryota; Viridiplantae; Streptophyta; Magnoliopsida; Poales; Poaceae.
UAAGCGAGUACCAACUCACUGUCAAGAGCACUGUCAGUCUGUCGCUGCUUUCCUAACCGCUGCUCAGCAAUAGAAAACACGUCUGACAGAGGAAAGGUCGGUAUAAAGACCACCAGCUUUUCAAGCACCCACAAGACUUUUAUGUUAAGAGGCCUCUGUCUCCCCCUCUCCCCCUCCCAUUCUUUCUUUGUUUCUUUCUUUUUUUUCUCUUUCUUUCCUUCUUCACAUCCUGAUCUGGAGCAAUGGCGACGGAAGACGAAGCGCGAGAAGCGGCAGAUGGGGAGGAAAUUCAAGUGGAAGCUGGGGAUCUAGGAACAACCCAUUUGCAAAUGAACCUAGACAGCAAGCUUUCAUCUCAUGCGGAGAUGAAGGAUGAGGCAACAGCCAUGGAUUCAACUGAAGGAAUGAAGGUUUCAGAGGAUCAAGUUUUAGAAAGAGCACCCUCUGUAGUCGAAAUUCUUCAAGAAGAUACUCCAAAUGGUACACAUGCUUCUCUGAAUGGUCAUAUGAAAGAAGGGAAGAUUUCGAAUGAGAAGCCACAAGAAAAUGGUCAGAAAGGUAAUGAGCAGGUAGAAGCUUCACCAGAUGGAAUAAGCACCGAUCAGAGCAGCACAAGCAAUGGUGAAGAGGCAAUUGAUUCUUUAGGCCAUGUUGAGAACACUACAGAAGAUACCAGCCUUCUAAAACAUGAUAAUGAAGAGCCAAAGGAACAUUGUCGACAAGAUGUAGAAGGUAAUGCAAUAGAGAGCAAAAUGGUGCACAAAGACACACUGCAGCCUGACAAUGAUGUUGAGCCAACAAUUGAUGCUCAAGAAGGCCACAAUCUGGAACCAGCAGAAGUAACUGAGGACACACAACCCGCAACCAUGCCAUGUAUUCCUGGCGAAGAGGUUGUAGCUGAAGCACCUGCUGGAGUCCAAACUUCUUUGGAGCCUAAUGUGGAUGAGCCUGACGCCCUUCCGGAUACCAGUGAUGGAAACACAGAAACAGUUGAGCCAGCUAAAGUGGAUAAAGAGAACUGUCCAGAAGAUGAAGAUGUUGAGAUCGUCAAACUAGAAGAUCAACCAAGUGAUAAAACUGAUGAUGUGGAUGCAGACCUGGUGCAUGAAGAGGUGCCUAAAAGCAAGAAAACAGAUGUACCCGAAGAUAUGCCUAAAACUGGGCAAGCUGAUGAGUCGAUGAAUGGUGAUCAAGUGCUGAACCAAGAAUCAACAGAAGAAACCAGUGACCCUCUGCCUGAAAAAACUCAAGAAACUUCUCAUGAGAGCAAUGUGUCCACCUCUAAGGAGACAACUCCAGAACAUGAUGCAGUGACAAGGGAGCCAGCUCUUGAUGUUCAAGUGCAAAACCAGGGAUUAGCAGAAGAAAUAGCAGAUGCCAAAGAAGUUGAUGCUGAGAAAACAGUUCAACAAAGGGGUAUUGCUUUUGAGGAGGUAACUCCAGAAGAUAAUGCAACAAUCAUUGAACCAAGUUCUGACAUCCAACAUUUAAAUAAUGUGGAGUCAGAAGAAAUAAAGGGUCUUGAAGAUGCCAAAGCUGGAGAAUCCUCCGAUCAAAGCAACGUGACAAUUGCUGAAGAUGCAACCGAAGAUAAGGAAGCAACAGAAGAUAUGCAACCAGUUCAAGGGUUGGAAGAGGAAGAACCUAAGAACACUGGAACUGUCGAAAUGGAUGAAGCUUCCAGUCAACCACAUGCUGAUGUCAUCAAUAACCUUGCUGAAGAAGACAGUGUACCAGCAUGUGAGCCCCAGGUGAUAGGAUUAAAAGAAGAGGUGAAGGACACUGGAGCCACUGAAACUCAAGAAAUCACUCAACAAAGUCAUGCUGCUGCUUCAGAGGAACUAGUAACAGAAGAUAAUUCUAUGGCAAUUGAGCCAUCGAAUGAUGAUAUCCAGCAAAUCCUGGAGCAAGGAUCAUCUGAAGUUAAGCACGCAGAAGUUUCUGACACUCAAGAAAUCUGCCAUGAAAGAACUAUUUCUGCUCCUGAGGAGGACUCUGUAAAAGAUGAUGUAACAGCAGAAGGACCAAGCUGUGAUGCCCAAGAGGUAGAAAAUGUAGCAUCAGUAGAAGAAAUCAAGGAGAACACAGCUGAGGAUGUGUCUGAACAGCAAAUGCGGGGGCUUGAAACAGAAGAAAUACAGAACACUGAACCUGUUGAAACAGAAGAAGCUUCUGAUCUAAGGCAUCCUGCUCUCUUGAAUGACCCAGCUCAAGAAGAUAUUCUACCGAGUGAUGUGCCAAAGACUGAAUCAACAGUAGACGUGAAGGAUACUGAAGCCAUUAAAACUGAAGCACUCCCCCAGGAAAGCAAUGAUUCCAUUUCUGAGGAGCCUGCUUCAGAAGAAAAUAUAACAGCAAGUGAAGUAAUUUGUGAUGAUCUUGCCAGAGAGCCAGAUGUUGAUAUGCAAUCAGUGCAGGAGCUACAGUCAGAAAAGAAGAAUGCUGAAUUUACUGAAGUGAGUGAAGCAUCUGGUGAAAUGGAUGCUGCCGUCAUUGAGAACCCAACUCAUGAAGAUAACCUAACCACAAGUGAGUCGCUUGUGAUGGAAUCAGCAGAAGUGAGCAGCAAUGAAGCCACUGAAGGCCAAGAAAUGCCUCAAAGUGAUGCUACUCAGUCAGAAGAUCACAAAACAGAAGAAAAUAUGGCAGUGAGUGAACCACAGAUCCUGGAACCAGAACCUGCUGAAGAAAUGAGAGACGGUGAAGCCACUGAGCCUCAAGCUAUCUCACUAGAAAGCACGUCUGUUCCAGAAGAAGAUGUAACAGCAAAAGAAGCAGCUUCUGAUAUCAGAGAAGUACAAACCGAAGAGCCUAUAGAAGAACCUGAUGAUGUGAAAGCUGAAGAAAUAUCCAACCAAAGCAGUGGGACCAUUGUUGGAGAAACAGCUCAAGAACACAAGUUACUAUCAAGUGACCCAACUAGUGAUGUACAAGCAAAGGAGCUCGAGUCACAAAAAACUGGUAACAGUGAGGAUGUUCAAACUGAAGAAGCUUCGCAUCAAACACACGCUGAAGAAACUUUGACAGAAAAUGAGCCACAAAUAGCAACAGAAGAUAACAGAGCAAUCCUGGCAGAUGUUAGCAUUCAGCAGCUUCAAGGGCAAGAACCAGUUGAAUUCAGGGACACUGAAGCUACUGAACCUCAAGGCAUCUCCCCAUCUCACACUGCCUCUGGUUCUGAGCAGUCCACACCAGAAGAUAACGAGAUGACAGAACCCAGUCCUGCAACUCAAGCAGAGAAUUUAGAAUCAGCAAUAGUGACGGAGGAAAGUAAAGAUAUGAAAAGCACUGACGCAAUUGCUGAGGAGGAAACUCCCAAAGAAUGCGUACAGGAAACUGAGGCACAUGUUGAUAUACCACCAGUGGAGAAUACUGACCCCGCUGAGGUGCAUGACAAUGCAACGACAAAUGACCUGCCAGCAGAAGAGGUGAAGGACAAUGAAGCCAUAGAGGUUGCAGAAAUCCACUAUGAGAGCCCUGUUGCAAAUAUUGGUGAUCUCACUGAAGAUGCCAAAAGCAAUGUUGCUCUUGAAGAUGAGGCAGCUCCUGAUGAAGAUGUAAAACCAACAGAGGCAACUGCUGCUAUACCACAACCACAAGAGCCAGAAUUAGAAGAGAUCAAGAAUAGUGAACCUGUUGAAGUGGAAGAUAAUAUAAUAGCAAGGGACCUGCCAGCAGAAGAGAUCAAGGACACUGACGCCAUGGAAACUGAGAUGAUCCCUCAUGAGAGUAGUGGUGCAAACAUUAGCGAGCUCAUCAAUGAUAUGAAAAGCAAUGUUGCUCUUGCGGACGAGGCAGCUCCUGAUGAACAUGCAAAAGCAACAGAGGCAACUGGUACUAUACCACAACCGCAAGAGCCAGACCUAGAAGAGAUCAAGAAUAGUGAACCAGCUGAAGUGGAAGGAAACAAAUCAGCAAGUGAUCUGCCAUCAGAAGAAGUGAAGGAUACUGAAGCCGUGGAAACAGAAGCAAUCAACGACAGCACUGAUGCAAAUAACAGUGAGCUCACUGAAGAUCUGCAAAGCAAUGUUGCUCUUACAGACGAGGCAGCUCAUGACGAACAUGUAGCGGUAGCGGAGACAACAGUUGAUAUACCACAAGCACAAGAGCCAGAACUAGAAGAGGUCAAGAAUAUUGAACCUGUUGAGGUGGAAGAAACUAGAUCAGCAAGUGACCUGCCAGCAGAAGAGGUGAAGGAAACUGAAGCAAUCAACGAGAGCACUGUUGCAAACACCAGCGAGCUAUCUGAGGAUGUGACAAGCAAUGUUGUUCCUGCAGAUGAGGCAGCUCCUGAAGAGCAUGUAUUAGCAACUGAGGCAACAGUUGAUAUACCAGAAGCACAAGAGCCAGAACUAGAACAGACCAAGAGUACUGAACCUUCUGAAGUGGAAGAAAUCAUAUCAGCAAAUGAUCUGCCAGCAGAAGAGGUGAAGGAUACUGAAGCCGUGGAGACUGAAGCAAUCAACGAGAGCGCUGAUGCAAACAACAGUGAGCUCCCUGAAGAUGUGAAAAACAAUGUUGCUCUUGCAGACGAGGCCGCUCCUGAAGAACAUGUAACAGUAGCUGAUGAUACAGUUGAUAUGCCACAAGCACAAGAGCCAGAAGUAGAAGAGAUGAAGAAUACUGAACCUGUUGAAGUGGAAGAAAACAUAUCAGCAAGUGACCUGUGCCAGCAGAAGAGGUGAAGAAGAC